CUACUCUGCAAGUCUAGUAAAAGAACCUUGGAGAAGGGGCCAAAUAAUUCGAACGCAAACCUUUAUAAUUCCCUUCAUAUCAAUCAAUCUCCCCAAAAGCCUAACUAAACCUUUAAACCCUAGACUAGAUUUCAUUUAAAUUGAACCUAAUGGGUAUUUUGAAGAGCACAUUCUCGUUUGUUUUUGGUACGGGUUUCGGAGUAUACUUGGCCCAAAAUUACAACGUGCCCAAUAUCCAAAAGCUAGUGGACACUGGCCUUGUAAUUGCCAAGCAUUUUGAAGAGAAUUAUCGCAAACCCAAAAAGAGAGAUAAUGAAGAUUAGUCUUACGGCGUCGUUUCACAUUCUACAGUUUGUGAGAGUCUGCCUGGUUUGAAGCAGUUCUUAAGGAGUUUUGAGGACUUUUCCUUUCCGCAUCUAUCAAUUUAGAUACCAAGGGUGCUCAGAAGGUAGUGUCUCGCUUGUUCUAUUUGAUGGAACACCUUCAGAUGGUCUGGACUUCAGUGGGUGAUGCUGGCCACCGUGAGGCAAGCAUGUUCAACUGAAAAUUUAGAAGAAUGAGGAGAAAACAGAAGGUCACGUGGAUUGUAUGUAAAGAGAGAAGUCGGAGAGCUUUUGAAGGAAUAAAAAAUGAUUUUGUACAUUUGAGGAAUAACGACCUCGAGUCAACUAUUGCUUUCUGGUGCACCCAUGAGAUUCCAACAUGUAUGGAAGAUUGGGUGUCUAUUAUCGCGUUGUUGGUUUUGUACUUGUUGGGUACAGCUAGAUUGUGGAGCAAUCUGUUUGGAUUUGUCUCUCUUCUUAUGUGCUAAUACAACAACAACAACAACCCAGUGAAAUCCCACAUCGUGAGGUCUGGGGAGGGUAGAGUGUACGCAGACCUUACUCCUACCAAGGUAGGACGGCUGUUUCUUAAAGACCCUCGGCUCAAUAAAAGCAUAAAAAGAAGUCAGAUAAUUCUUAUGUGCUAAUAGUGAUACUAAUAUUGUUUUAUUGGCUGCAUUAUUGUCGACUUCUUUGGAUUCUUGCUUGGUUUGGUGGAUUCUUCCUAAGUGUGGUCUCAAGGAUUCAAGGUUGGGUAUUUAAGAUUUGACUAGGGUGCAAGUGGUCUUGACGAAUAAUUCUCUUGCUCUUGUCUCUGUGUUGGGAAAGAUGCAUGGCGUGCCCCAUUCGUCCUCUGAUUAUAGGAUACAUGGUUGGGUAUUUAAGAUUCGACUCAAGGGUGCGUGGUCCUAACAGAAUGAUUGUCUUGCUCGUCUCUGUGUUGGGAAAAAUGCAGAGCGUGAUCCUUCGUCCUCUGAUUAUAGGGAUUUGCUUCUCAGUCCACAGUUAGAUACAAGUCAGAUGAACUUUGGGAAGUUGGAGUACUAUUUGAGGGUGAAUUACUACUGCAGGAGAGGUAGUCUACCUCUUUGCUAUGUGUACGCCAUUGAUCAAUUUUUUCCAAUUGAUCUGGUGCUGAACUUGGAAGUGGCUGUGAACGAAGAAUUUCCAGAACACUCUCUGUUUUCCCCAGAAGUAAGACGGCAGAGCGGACGCCUUCUGCUCUCUCUUCAAUGGUGCCAUGGUGGCAUUGCUUGGAUAUAACUCUUUGUAGGUUGAUAAGACAAGCACCUGUUAUAUCCGCUAUUAUGGCUGACAAUCUGUCAAACAUGAAUUUGCUGCUCUCAAACUCUUUGCUAUCAGAACUUUGCAGAAGAGUUUGACAUACUCUGUACAUACAGUUUGCUGCAAACAUAUUGGUAGGCCAUUUUGAAGGUGAUUCCUUUAGAAAAGCGUGCGGAUCAUUCUUUCUGAAUUCGAUGAAUCUCUGCUUUGCUUUCUGAGAGAGUCCUUCAAGCACGCCUUUUGGAUUUUGUCCUUCAGUGGCAGUUUUGCGGAGAUCAACGUCCAGCCACCUGUAACAUAAGUCAACUUCUACCCACAGCAACUCUGCCGCCUUCCUGAUGUAUACAAGGUCCUUUCUGGCAUCCAGGUUCUCUUCAACAACUUUGAUGUACAUGAGACCUUCAUGCACACACCUUAUUAAUUCCUUGAUUGAGUGGAAAUCAAUAUCUGAAAGUGCAAUCCCAAUACUUGUCAGUGUCACUAUAGGAAGAGCCCAGCAAUUAGGAGGUUCUUCUGAGUCUAAAGAAGGGAUUUGAGCAUGGUCAAAGUUGUACACUCCCCUGAAUCCAGGCGAUGACUUCACUUUCUCCAGAAGUCGUAGAAGAUGUUUAGGCUGCUCCUUUUUCCCUGUCCCUAUCCAUUGACCUACAACAUCAUGGUUGCUUUGCAUCAUCAAAUCCAUUAAUACUUUCUCUCCUUCGAGGUGUAAAACAUAGCGGCUAAGAUCUGGCUUUAGACUGGCGUGCGACUCUAUAUCAUGACUCAACACCAUAUUGUUGCAUUUCAGCAUCCUGAUUGCUUUCUGACAGCUUAUCAGUAACCAACUUACAGAGAAGGUGGAAAUGAGCCGAACUGUCUUACUGAGUGACACCAUCAGAAUUUGAAUCCAAAUGCAGAAAUCGAGAAGUUUGUUCUUUGUUUUAUGAGCAAAUUUUCUACCAUGCCGGCCACAAAUUCUGAAAUCCAACGGGCUUUCUUUCCACUGAAGCAGUAUACGGAUCCAGUAGUUCUCCACUUUGAACCACUUGAGUUUGCAGGCAUUACUUGCUUUUUUGGGGCAGUGGAAAUUUAUGGCUACGAACCAUCUAAAAGCUGGUGCAAUAGUUCCUACUCCUAUUGCCACUGUUUGAAUUACAAGGAUCAAGGUUGUGGACCACUUGUAUUCAGAUUCUCCACUACAAACGUUGAAGCUCUUAUGGAGAAAGUAAGACCUAAGCAUGGCUUCAACAUAAAUUACUGUGCUCAGAAGGCAAAAAACUCCAGAAGCAGUGCAUGUCGCUAAGCGCGCCACCACAAAUUGGGGGCAAGAGGUCCAAAUAACGCUUUGUAGUUGGUAUUGUCAUGGCUGAGGAGAUCAAUAGCAGAAGCAAUACAAGCAUAAGAAACAUGAGGGUUAUAUGCUCUUUGCAUAAGACAUAGAUUACACCAGUAGCUAAUUGUAUGCCAAUGUUCACGAUUGCCGUGAUGACGAAAAUCCCCAAAGCGAUUAUGUUCAUCAACAGCUCUUUAUUCUCCAUGAAACCUAAAGAAGGCAUAAAAUUAGCAAUUACUGUACAGAUUAGAGCAGUACUGCUCAGUUUCGUCAACUGAUCUUGUCGACGAGGCAUGGAGGUAUUUAGAUCAACAGACAAUUUAGUGGCAACAGCUAGGAGCAUCAUGGUUGUAGCAUUGAGAGAGAAGAAGUUGCAAGGAAACCAGUAUUUUCUAUGACGCAGGCCAUAAAGGGAAUCCAUUGCCAUCCCCAGUGCACAAGCUGCAGAAGCUGCUGCUACAUAGAUACCAAUCCAUGGCAUCGGAUCGCUGAAUUUUGAGUCAUCUAAGUUGCCAUCGAUGGUGCAACCAAUCUUCUCCAUCGUGUUUCAAGCUCUUCGCCAGUUAUCUCUAGUUUAAAGCUGAAAUCUUUUUCUUUGGUGGUUGCCAAGUUUCUCUGCUAGUCAAGUUGGACAAUACUUGGAAAACAACUUGGUGAUUACGUUGUUUGGCGCACUUGACCAGUGAUUAUGCAGAGAAAACAUUUCUCCAGAUUGUGCAUGUCUGUGAAAUCUCACUACGCCAUUGUUUCUUGUUCAAAGGUAUUACAAAAGAGAAAUAUUACCACUUCCCCAUGCAACCGAGCUGACGUCACCAGAGUAGGAGCUAGGAUUUUGAGUUAAUGGGCUGUGGUUCUAGAAUUGGUAGCUUACUGGAUUCUGGAUAAAUCAUCUAUACAUGCUAAGUCGAUUUGUUAACACAAGUACAGGAUUUUGACCAAAACUAUGUAGUUCUGCCGAAUCAGCUGGCAUCCCAAGAAGGUGUCUUUGCACAUCCGUUUAAUUUAUGUGAACCUUUUCGGGGUACGAGGGUCAAACUUUAUAACUCUGACCUUAAAUUUUAACAUAGAUUUUUCAAGUUUGUAAAUAUAUAAUUUAUGUAUUUAGAAAUUACAUUAAAAGUAAGUGAUACUUUGUAAUUCAAGUAAUUUUGAAAAAAUAUAGGAAAAAUGUGGUGAAAAAAUCACUUCAUAGACUCCCUCAAUAUAAAAGGGUUCGUAUGAAUUGAAACAGAAAGAGUAUUAUUUUUGAA
Molecule: messenger RNA, 4169 nt
Organism: Lycium barbarum (goji berry)
Lineage: Eukaryota; Viridiplantae; Streptophyta; Magnoliopsida; Solanales; Solanaceae
Exons: 8
Coding region: 150-323 (57 amino acids)
Source: RefSeq, a predicted model, not a curated record